GCAGUCAUUGAAGGCGACAAGAGUGUCCCUGAAUUCCUCGCAGACAAUCCAGAUCCAAACCAGGACGUCAAAGCAUGAUCCAUUCGCUGUCGAUGUUUACUACCUCGGAAAAGCAUUUAGAGCUUUUCUCCGCUGAGGAGUUGCAUCAAAGGACAAACUCAAUGAAAAGAAGCUCCGAGGGAUGAGAGGUUUUGAGUUCAUAGAACCUCUUAUAGCCGCUAUGACCGACCUAGAUCCGGUAAAGCGCAUCAAGAUCGAUGAAGCGGUGAAAAGACUCACGGACAUCGUGAUCGGUCUUGAUGUGAUGACUUUGAGAUCCAGAGUUGUCUAUAACGUCGAGUUCACCAUUCUUCGUCCUUUUAAGGCUGUUAGUCACUGGGUGUGGACUCUGGGGCUCAUUGCACGGAAAAUACCGGCCAAUUCCUCAGCCUUCGCAGCGGUAAAUCCUUGUUUCUCUUGCUCUUGAUUUUGUUCUUUACUUCUGUUCCUGAUUCUGCUCUACACCUAUUUACCUCUUGGAAUGUAUGUUCUUUUUUCCCACUUCGCCCU
Desarmillaria tabescens is the source of this 549-nucleotide messenger RNA. RefSeq lists its product as uncharacterized. The transcript has 2 exons. The record is from RefSeq and is a predicted model, not a curated record. The coding region runs from base 182 to 466 and encodes 94 amino acids. Lineage: Eukaryota; Fungi; Basidiomycota; Agaricomycetes; Agaricales; Physalacriaceae.